Molecule: messenger RNA, 694 nt
Organism: Wyeomyia smithii (pitcher-plant mosquito)
Lineage: Eukaryota; Metazoa; Arthropoda; Insecta; Diptera; Culicidae
Product: adult-specific cuticular protein ACP-20-like
Exons: 2
Coding region: 73-546 (157 amino acids)
Cellular component (GO): extracellular matrix
Source: RefSeq, a predicted model, not a curated record
GGGACCACCUGGUUUGGCCCUAUCAGUUUGUGAUUUCUAUGUUUCUGGUGCAGUUGGUUUAGUUUCUACGAUAUGUUUAAAAUAUUUCUUAUUGUCAGUGUGGCUCUGGCAGCCGUAUCGGCGCAGUUCUUUGGGGGUGGUGAAUCCGGCGGUUUGGGUGAGAGUGGCGGAUUUGGCGGUUUCGGUGGUGGCGGUGAUGGUGAUGAACACAAAGAUUACUAUGCCUAUCCCAAGUAUAAAUUCGAGUACGGUGUGAAGGAUCACAAAACUGGUGAUCACAAAAAUCAUUGGGAGAUUCGCGACGGAGAUGUAGUGAAGGGCGAAUACUCGCUUCACGAACCCGACGGUACGCAACGUGUGGUCGAAUAUAAAUCCGAUAAGCAUACGGGUUUCGAAGCUCACGUCAAGCGGAUCGGCCAUGGUGGACACCCACAACUGUACGGUGGCCAUCAGGAGGAGAGCAUCGGUGGAAUCGGCGGCAUCGAAGGAGGCUACGAACACGGUGAUGCCUUCAGUUACAGCAAUGUGCAGCAUCAUCAUCUAUGAGAUCAACAGAUGGAUGAUGGCUGGUUGAACUGAGAGCCAUUACAUACUGUAACUAUCCGAGACUGAAUUUCGCGCUUUUUGCGGACAAUUAACUAUCGGCUAUCAACUGUUCUAGUUUCUAAAACCCCCUCAAUAAAUGUGAUACGAA